UGCUUGAGACUAAAGCGUCCCAUUCUCACACAACUCGAAAUCAUAGCUCGUUUAUUAUUGAGUUUCGUCGUUGGAUCAUCGAAUUUUGGAACUCCGUCAUAAAGCGCGUCAAAAGCGUGUUUGUCGAGACGAAACAUCCCCGGGCGGGCUCGAGAAGUUUAUCUUCAAAGAUAACGGAGAUGGAUAGCGAGAAUAUUUUUUGGCGAGACGGUGGACUGAGGCGGAAAAGUAAAUCACAAAAAACUCGAAGCAAAGCUUCGAUUGGUAAAAUUGAAAUUCGUGAUUCGAAUUCGCGAUUUCGAGGUUCACGGUUUUCACAAAACUCCAUUAUUUAUCCGGUCGUUUAUAAAAAUCAUCACACGCCGAAAAGUCGCCGGAGAUCGUCCAGGGAAGUGACCAACUCUUCAAGCAAACUGGAAACUACGGACGACGAUUAUUUCGCCCUCUACCGAGAAUCAAAGAAAAAGCUGUCUCUUGAAAAUUCGAGGGAGGAAGUGUUCAGUAAGUCGAGCGAAGUGGAUACGGAGCCGAUCGAAAAGAUUUUGUCGAGAUAUCGAACGAGGAAAUCUACGCCAUUCUCGACGGAACUAGACAUCGAGAGCUCCGUCGAAAGCCUCGAAAUAAGCGACGAAAAAGAAAGAAUCGAAAAACUACCGAGCCACAGUUUGAAAAUCAACAAUAAAAUUUCGCUGGCGAAGGUUGAAGUUGGUACAUGGAUGGAAAAUUCAAGUUUCGAAAGCAAAUCCUUUUUGAAAUCAGAUUUGAAUCUAACCCCCGAUAAAACGAUAUCGGCGAGAAGGAAAAGUCAAUUUUCUAAAAUACCGAGGCCUCGAAAUUCCCCACAGACACGAGGCAUCCACAUUUAUCGACCGAAAAUGGGGUUACGACCAAUCGAUGAUUAUCAUUGAACGAGUCCAAUACAAUUUGAAUUGUCAAAUAAAUAUAGAAGUUUUGUUUUUUAUAUACUUACUUCCGUCAAUCGUCACUUAUUAUUCUUUCAACUUGACGUUUUCUAACCUCAAAAAUGUGACUCAGAAUCCCGACACUGUUGAAAUAAAAAUAGCAUCAAGCUUUGGAACGAAUUUGAAAAAUGUGAAAAAACGUCGAAACAAAUUGUUCAAAACGAGUAAUAAAUAUCGAGUAAAUAGUGAAUAAUGAUCGAGCUGCUCAAUAAUAACGAUGGAGCUCGCCGGGAUUCGAAAUGUAGUGAGUCGUCGUUUGAGAGAGUGGUUACGAGAGACACCUGGUUUUCGGCGUCCGACGAUUGACAAAAGUUCAGGAACGCAAGCAUUCGAACGAAUCCCAAAGCCUGCAAACAUUUACAAGAGCGAAAACAACUAUCGUGAUGAGCAUUACAAACAUCAUGAGGCCGCUCGAGAAAAUAAACGGAAAAAAAGUCGCGUCUGCAAUUAUCGUCGUUCACAAAAAAAUCAUCAUGUUUAUCACGUUUACAAACAAAACGAUUCUGAAGCUCAAAGCUACGUCGGAAGGAAAAAUUUUGAAAAUCCUUUGCUCUCGAUGGACGAAUUUCUGCCUAGAAAUCCUGUGCUCGUUGUGCCGAGAAUUCAGCCGAAAAAUAGAGAAGAAAUUUUCCAUCUCCGAAAUUCAAAGACGACCGAUGAAAAUCAAUUGAUCAAGCGUUACUGUGAGAACGGAAGGGACUGGCAAGCCAACAAUCGGCAGCGAAAUUCGAGCCUCUUCCGGAGGCAGAUGUCAAACUUGAAGAACAACGCGAACGAGGAGCUCCGCCGACUCGAGAAGCUCAGACUCCUCCAGCCGAAUAUUUCGUGCGAGGCGAUCGCGUUGAGCCUGAGGCUCGAUUUCAAACCAGAGCAAAUCCAGGUGGAGGAGCAAUAUCGGAAAAAAGCCAGCCAAGUUUUCGCGUCGAAUCAUCAAAUUGAUGGUAAAAUUCGCAAUUUUGUUAACGACAAAAAAAACAACGAGAAUCAAGAGCUCCGUCGCAAGUACGCCGACAAAAUGAAAGACGCCGGUGACGAAAGGAUUCGGGGAAUGGGAGAAACGAAACUCGACGAAAUCGACGAAGAAAAUCGGCCAAGGCCGGAUCGAGGGGCGGGAAAGGUCGAAGGCGAAUCGCAGGAAACCCUGAACAAGAAAAACCGAAGUGCGGUUAUCGGAGUCAAAGAAUUGGACGAAUUGGGAGAAGAAAUUGUGCACAGAGAGCAAAGAAUGAUCGACGUGGAGCUGAAAGCGAAUGACGAAAUCGAAGAAAACACGAAAAAACAGUUUUCGCGUCGCGAAAACUUCGGAGAGGAAAAUACGAAGGUAAACCGAUCCGAGAAUCUUCCGGUUGUGUCUUCCCUCACUCAAAACAAAAUGAACGAUCUGUUGAACGGUUUGCGAGAAAGAAUAAAUACGCUGAAACACGAGGAGAAAAUGAUCGGCGAAUUUGGAUGGAAAAUGAGGCAGGUCAGGCUGGCAGCCGAGUCCUGCGACAAAUUUCGCCCCUCGCUCGGCCAUUCUCAAGAUAAAACUAGUUCGCUCGCCAACUACACGAUCCCCAUUUGCCCUGGAGCGCGAGCCUCUUUUGCUGAGAGAAUUCAAGAAAUUUGGAUCGAUCACAGAGCUCGGCCCACGCCCAGUGGAAACGAUCUCGAAAUAUUCACUGAGAGGGAGAAAAACGCUUUGGGAACCGAGGUGGAAAAAGAACCGGAAGAAAAGUUCCGAAGAAUCGGGGUCUGGGAGACCCGGAAGGCGAAACCGAGGCAGAGGCUUACGAAAUCGAUACUGACGGCGACGGGUCGUAAUUUUGAGAUCUUCGAACCAGCCAUUUGUCACGUCGGCGUUCAGUACGAAGUGAGCGAGUUCGGGGCACGGGCGAAGUCCCUUUUCUCCGACCGCAACUCGGAGGAAAAGCGUCAAAGUUCGAUCGGGAUCCAGAGCAGCUGGUUUCCAGAGGUUCCUCGAACCCUUUCGAGGAGCGUGUUGGAAGAAGUUGGUCCAGAAUCCGGAGCUCGAAAAGCUCGCGAUUCGGUUUCCUCGUUCCCGUUCAGAAUUGCAUCGAGAGUCCGGAGGUUCGGACCGCUGCAUUGGAGUAGAAAAGAGUCGAAGAUUUCAGUGGCGAAGCUCCGGAUGAAAUUUGUCCCGAAUCUGCGCUCCUCAGUUUUCCGGAUUUCGAGAAAGAUUGGCGAAAAGAGCGGGGGCCUCGGUGCCCGAGUUUGGUUCUCCAUGCGGGAGAAGCUGCGCUCGAAAGUGGGCGAGAAAAAAUGGAAAUUCGAUGAGAACCUUGCCCGGAAAUCGAAGCGUUACGAAAAUCUCGCUUCCCAGCUGAAAAACAUUUUUCCCUGUACUAAAAAAAAGGGGUCGACGAAGGCGAGCGAGAAUCCCGGAAAAACUGGGGGCGAGGCUGCGCCGCGUCUGUCCCCAAAGUCGGGGGGCGAAAAAGUCGAGAAAAAAUGGUCCCGCGAGCGGCUCGACCGAGCCGAUUUUUCCGCCUCGCCUCAACUCGACGAGCCUUUCUCGAAGACGAAAUGUUCUGAGAAAACGGACUCGGCGAACCAGAGCGGUGGAUCAAUGACGAAGUUAUCAGUAACGACCUCUAAUUCGACUAAUAUAACCCGCCAAUUACGCGGCUCAACGAGCGAUACGCGAGCCGAACCCUCCGACGAGUUGCGACUCGACUCGGCUCCUUGUCAAUCUCGCGCCGAGAUUAUCAAGACCGAUUGUGGGUCUGAACUCGAGAGGAACUGCGAAGAGGAGAAAAGCUGGAUAAUUUUCGAGCAAACCGAACCUCCGAGUUGGAUUGUCGAUGCUAGGAAAAAAAGGGUGGAGAGCAGUUCGCAGAUCGUUGCAAAAUUGUCACCGAAAAGGAGCAUCGAUAAAUGGAAAAAAAGUGUCCCGGUUCCGAGAGCGAAGCGAGAAGGUGCUGAAAAAAAGAGGCGAGUUUCAAGAAAAACUGAUUUCGACGCGAGGAACGAGACUCUGGCGAAGGGAGUUAUCAGCAAAAUGAGUUCAGCGAGGAGCGAGAAGAAUCUGAGAUUGCAACGCCGUAAAUCUGUGAUCGAUAUGAAAGCUGAUAAGCCGGUGUCGUCGGAGCAAACGGGGAAGGUCGACGUACCGAGCGGACGAACACAAAGGUCGAAAUAUUCAACGCGACAGAAUUAUCCGGUGGGAAAAAACGAGACCGAAGGAGACGGGAAAAGAAUGGGUACGGCACCGAGCUCGAGUCAACGACCGAAGCGACGCUUCGAUUCUUCGAGGAUUCCUCGCGAAGCUCAUAAAUCGAGGGGCAGGUCGAGUCUCAUACCGAUUCCAGUGGGAAACGCGAGGGAUUUUGGGGGGAAAAAAAAGUUUGAAUGCGACAAAAACUCGCUGAAUUUUCCUGCUGCGCCCUCCCUGGUCGAUAUUCUUGACGAUGCGCCGAGGAUAAAGAUGGAAAAGUCAGUGAAUCGCGACGAAAAAUUGGACGGACUCGAGGGCGAGGGAAAUUUUCUGUCCCCGGAUGCGAAAAGGUCUCGAACGAUCUUAAAAAGCACGCGGCCGAUUCCGCGGGGUCGAGAAUUUAAAAAAACUCCUGAAAACAAAGUUCAUUUUGAGUUGAGAAAAAAGUUUCCGAAUAAUUCGACAUCGAGAAAAAUGUUGGAGGACGAGUCGAUCAGUUGGAAGAAAAAAUGGUCGGGAUUGAGUGGGGAAAUUGAGGACUGGAAAAUCGAGGAGAAAAUCCACUCGAGCCUCGAGACCGGAGCUCCUUUGAAAACCAUUACGAUCACCGAGCCCAGCGCAGUCGCUCGAAAAAGCGACUCCCGUUUUUUCACUUUCGAACCGAACCAUUUUUUCGAUCUACCGGGAGACAAGUCAGCGCUGGAUGUGAAGAAUUUGAAAAAAGGGAAGUUAACGAGCCGUUCUUGUCACAAAGAAGCUCCACCGGAGCGACGAAAUCCUACGCGAACUCUCGAAAAACGUGAUUCCAAUAAAGUUAGGUUAUGUCAUGGUGCACUCGAGAAAAAACAAUUUUACGACUCGAACGAGAAGGGAAAAGAAUUUAGGGAUUUUUCGAGUUUUAAUCGUGUCGAAAAAUCCGAACGAUCGUUGAUCGUCGAUUUGACGAGCAUCAAGGAAAAACUUGAUAACGAAAUUAUUGAACGCACGUCAAGAACUUCCGGCACCGAAGAUAACGAUUGCGCUAUAAUUCUCAUAAACGCAAUCAAUUCUUCGAUGCAAUUGUCCGAUGAUUGAUUUUCUAUGAUCAACAAUCUUACACUGUACUGAAUUUAUUGAAAAACACUGAAAAACCCUCAAUCAAUGAUUCUAACUCAUCCGACGUCAUUCCAUCCUUUAACGCGCUUAAUCGCGCUCGGACAUGUGUGUCAGAGUCGUUACAAAUUGGUGCAAAAUCGUUUAAGCCCAGGAUGUAAUGUCCCAACGUUCGGUGCAAUAGACUUAUGCAACAGCAGAGCGCUGUCUUCACGGUUCGCAUAACUAUUACGCAAUUACGUAAAUCCUUAUCGCAAUAAUCGCACAAAUUUUGCCAUUUUAUCGUUUACAUUCGUCGCAGUUAACGAAUUCGGGACUCACGGAAAACAGCGAACAUCGCGAAUGAUAAAAAACUGAUUAAAACUAAUAUUCGGAAUUUUCAAAGUUGCUUCGUAUUUCAAUUAUUUUCCAAUGAUAUAUUUCGGGCUUCUACUUUUCGAGACGAGCCGUUUGGAGCCCCGCAGGCGGUCUAGAGUGUCAAUUUUUACUGUUUGUGGUUAGAACAAAUUGUCGAAAAUAACCGUCAAAUUUUCGUCUGUGGAGUCCGACGCCAUUUUUUUACGCAAAAUUUGUUAACAUUGAUGCAGAAAAAAGAUAUUGAAAUGUAUAGUUUCAAUCGAAAAGUCACAAACCUCUUGAAAUAGAACUUCGAUCGAUUAUUUCAUA
Messenger RNA from Venturia canescens, 5877 nucleotides. RefSeq lists its product as uncharacterized. The coding region runs from base 1180 to 5193 and encodes 1337 amino acids. The record is from RefSeq and is a predicted model, not a curated record. NCBI's taxonomy places the organism in Eukaryota, Metazoa, Arthropoda, Insecta, Hymenoptera, Ichneumonidae. The transcript is spliced from 5 exons.